CUAAAUCUAAACGGUAGUUUAAUUCACAAAAAAAGUAAGUGGCUGAAGUUAAAGAUCACCUUAACAAGGAAAGCUACAAAUCACUUGAUGAAGCAAGGAGAAUCAGGCCAUCCUGCUGCCAUGUCUUUUAUCUUCAAUACCACACCCUUUUCACUCUCAGAAAUUAUACCCAUUUUUCCACUUUUGUUCUGUCACACACAAUGUAAAAGAGACCCAAACCCAAUUUUUCCUUUUCUGCACAAUUCCUUAUUUUUGGGUUUUCUGAUACAGUGGAGCCCACCAUAAGUUGUGUAGUUGAUUUUAAUACCAUCUUCUCAAAAUGUUGCAUUCUUGAUAAUAUUCUAGGAUUAUACUUUUUGAAGUGUACACACAUUCAAUUGAGCGUUGUAGGGAAUUCUGCUACUCUUACUGUAUUUUUUUGACGAGAAUUUUAGUUUUCUUGAUUGUUUUUUAGAAUUGAAUGAUCAUGGCCUCAAUUCUUGCAUUUCAGGUAUCUCCUAGUUUCCCAAAAAGUAUAGGUUAUAAUAGACCUGGUUAUGGAGGUAGAAUUUUGUGUAAUUUAGGUGGUGGGAUGUUGGAUUCAGAUUGUGUUACUGUGAAUGUUUCUCCUGAUAUCAAGGAAAGUGACAAACUUGGGUCUUCAAUUGUUGGAGGAAAUGGGUUUGUAGGAAGCAUCGAUGGAAUGAAAAAAAGAGACAAUGAGACUAAUUCUGAGCAAUUAGAAGUUCUAUAUGAUGAUGGGUUUGGGUCUGUAAGUAUGAAGGAUUAUCUUGAUAUUUCCAAGGACAUGAUCAAACCAGAUGGUGGACCCCCUAGAUGGUUUUCCCCUGUUGAAUGUGGGCGCCCGUUAAAGGGUUCUCCUUUGCUUUUGUUUUUGCCUGGUAUGGAUGGUGUUGGGUUGGGUCUCAUCAUGCACCACCGGGCACUAGGGAAGGUAUUUGAGGUUCGGUGCUUGCAUAUUCCUGUUUAUGACAGGACACCUUUUGAAGGGCUGGUGGAGUUUGUUGAACGAGUAGUUAGGAAGGAGCAUGCAGCAUCUCCACAUAAACCCAUUUAUCUGGUUGGAGAUUCGUUUGGAGGAAGUCUAGCUCUCGCUGUUGCUGCUCGUAAUCCAACGGUUGACUUGGUUUUGAUACUUGCUAAUCCUGCAACAUCACUGGAUCGGAGCCAGCUUAAACCAUUGUUUCCUAUCUUGGAGGCAUUGCCGGAUGAUCUCCACAAUGCAAUUCCAUAUCUUCUUAGUUUUGUUAUGGGUGAACCAGUAAAAAUGGCUAUGGUCAAUGUGAACAAAAAGCUUCCUCCUGGUCCAAUGCUUCGACAACUGUCUGAAAAUCUCACUGAUUUGUUACCGCGUCUUUCUGUUAUCUCGGAUCUCAUUCCUAAAGAAACACUUAUUUGGAAGCUUAAGUUGCUGAAAUCAGCUGCUGCCUAUGCAAAUUCUCGCCUGCAUGCUGUCAAAGCUGAAGUACUUGUGCUUGCUAGUUUGAAGGAUAACAUGCUUCCCAGUGAAGAUGAAGCGAAACGGCUAUCCAGCGUGCUCAAAAAUUGUGAAGUCCGAACCUUCAAAGAGAAUGGGCAUACACUUUUACUGGAAGAUGGCAUCAAUCUACUCACAGUCAUCAAAGCCACCAGAAAAUAUCGUCGUUCAAGAAGGCUGGAUUAUGUUACCGACUUUAUGCCUCCAAGUCUUUCGGAGUACAAAUUUGGAUUUGAUCAAUAUAGUGGAUGGCUUCAAUAUUGUACAAGUCCGGUGAUGUUCUCAACCUUAGAUGAUGGAAGGAUAGUGCAAGGUCUCAGCGGGGUUCCUAGCGAGGGUCCUGUCUUAUUAGUUGGCUAUCAUAUGUUGAUGGGUUUUGAGCUCCAAGGACUUGUUGAAGGAUUUUUACGGGAGAGGAAAAUCAUGGUUCGAGGUUUAGCACAUCCUGCAUUAUUCACUCCAAGCUCUUCAAACAGUGAACUAUCGUAUUUUGAUUACACGAGAGUAUUCGGUGCUGUCCCGGUUACUCCAAGCAACUUCUUCAAAUUGCUAAAAACAAAGUCACACAUACUUCUUUAUCCUGGUGGAGCGCGCGAGGCGCUACACUACAAGGGAGAAGAAUACAAGUUAUUUUGGCCAGACCGACCAGAAUUUGUUCAGAUGGCUGCUAAAUUUAAGGCCACCAUUGUACCUUUUGGAGUGGUUGGAGAAGAUGAUAUAGCAGAGUUGGCUCUUGACUAUAAUGACUUAAUGAGAAUCCCCGUGGUGAAUGAGCUUGUUCGACAAAGUGCUAAUGAUACGAUACGAGUGAGGACAAUUGAUGAUGGAGAAGUUGGGAACGAAAACCUCUUCAUUCCCGGACUUCUUCCAAAGAUACCAGGACGUUUUUACUAUCUCUUCGGUAAGCCAAUCGACACUCUCGGGAAAGAAGAGCUGCUGAAAGAUAGAGAGAGUGCAGAAGAGUUGUAUAUGCGGAUAAAAUCAGAAGUAGCAUCAAGUAUAGAUUAUUUACUUAAGAAACGAGAAGAAGAUCCUUACCGAAGUAUUAUCGACCGAAGCAUUUAUAGGUUACUUUCUUCCCCUGCACAAGAUGUGCCUUCUUUUACCCCAUGAACAAAUAGAGAACUAUAAGGUACAUAUAGUUUUUUGUAUUAUACAAUUAUAUGUCAAAAUUUGAUAUUUUUAUAUGAUAUAUAUAUAAAUAGGCCUUAUUUUUUGUGAAUCUUUAUCGUUUUUAUUUUUGGUAAAUCGGUUUGUUUAU
This is a messenger RNA of Amaranthus tricolor (Joseph's coat), 2738 nucleotides long. Its product is annotated as phytyl ester synthase 1, chloroplastic. NCBI's taxonomy places the organism in Eukaryota, Viridiplantae, Streptophyta, Magnoliopsida, Caryophyllales, Amaranthaceae. Gene Ontology annotation, cellular component: membrane. The coding region runs from base 461 to 2590 and encodes 709 amino acids. The transcript is spliced from 13 exons. The record is from RefSeq and is a predicted model, not a curated record.